CAACAUCACUAGUUCACUGCUGUACUACUCUAUCUCGCCCUAAAACCCCGCCCGCUCCAUCGGCCAUUGCUGUUUUAAACUUUUAAUUUAAAACUCCCACAAACAAACUAGCCGCUUUGCUGUCGAUCUUUACUGCUGCAAGGCCAUUUCCCUCUCGCCAAACACAGACUGAGGGUAGGCCAUUUCCCUCUUAUCUUCACACUCCCAAUACCUCCACUCUAACCAUUCUCCGGCCCCUCCCUCUACUCUCUCUUUCCAAUUUCAAACCCUAAAACCCCAAAUCACCGCAACAAUGAGCUUCGCUGCCUACAAGAUGAUGCACUUGCCCACCGGCAUCGAGAACUGCGCCUCCGGCUUCAUCACGCAUUGCCGCGCAGACCUUGCCCCUCAAAUUCCUUCGAUGCAGUCCGACGAUAUUGAGUCCGAAUGGCCUGCGAAGCGUGGAAUUGGUUCCGUUCCCAACCUCAUUGUGACCGCCGGUAAUGUUCUCGAAGUGUAUGUGGUUAGAGUUGAAGAAGAAGGCACCAGAGAGUCUCGAAAUUCCCGUGAACCGAAGCGGGGUGGGGUCAUGGAUGGGGUCUCCGGGGCUUCGCUCGAGCUUGUUUGCCACUACAGGUUGCAUGGUAACGUGGAGUCAAUGGCAGUGCUGCCUAUAGAAAGUGGUGAUGGUUCUAGAAGAAGAGAUUCUAUUAUUCUGGCAUUUAAAGAUGCAAAGAUUUCAGUUUUGGAGUUUGAUGAUUCAAUACAUGGACUCCGCACAAGCUCUAUGCACUGUUUUGAAGGUCCAGAUUGGCUUCAUUUGAAAAGAGGUAGAGAAUCUUUUGCAAGAGGCCCGUCAGUAAAGGUUGAUCCUCAAGGCAGAUGUGGUGGUGUUCUUGUUUAUGAUUUGCAGAUGAUAAUACUUAAGGCUGCUCAGGCUGUCUCUGGUUUGGUUGGAGAUGAUGAUGCUCUUGGUUCAGGAGGUGCUAUCUCUGCUCGAAUCCAAUCAUCCUACAUUAUCAAUCUACGAGACUUGGACAUGAAGCAUGUAAAAGAUUUUAUAUUUGUACAUGAUUACAUUGAGCCUGUGGUGGUUAUCCUUCAUGAGCGGGAGCUUACUUGGGCUGGGCGUGUCUCAUGGAAGCAUCAUACUUGCAUGAUUGCUGCUCUUAGUAUCAGCACAACUUUGAAGCAGCCUACUCUCAUAUGGUCAGUUGUGAAUCUUCCGCAUGAUGCUUACAAGUUGCUUGCAGUGCCAUCACCAAUUGGUGGCGUUCUUGUUAUUUGUGCAAACACCAUCCACUAUCACAGUGAGUCAGCCACUUGUGCAUUAGCCCUGAACAACUAUGCUGUUUCUGUUGAUAGCAGUCAAGAGCUUCCAAGAGCAAGUUUCAGCGUGGAACUUGAUGCCGCCAAGGCAGCUUGGUUAUUAAAUGAUGUUGCCUUGCUGUCAACCAAAAAUGGGGAACUUUUGUUAUUGACCCUUGUUUAUGAUGGAAGGGUUGUGCAGAGGCUUGAUCUUUCCAAGUCUAAAGCUUCAGUACUUACUUCGGACAUCACAACAAUUGGGAGUUCAUUAUUUUUUCUGGCCAGUCGUUUGGGGGACAGUUUGCUCGUUCAAUUUACUUAUGGAUUGGGAUCUUCAUUGGUGUCAUCUGGUUUAAAAGAAGAGGUUGGAGAUAUUGAAGGUGAUGUUCCUACAACAAAGCGAUUGAAGAGGUCCCCUUCUGACGGUUUGCAAGACAUGGUUAGUGGGGAGGAGCUUUCUUUGUAUGGUUCGACUGCCAACAAUACAGAAUCCACACAGAAAAAUUUCUCAUUUUCCGUGAGGGAUUCAUUGAUCAAUGUUGGUCCUUUGAAAGACUUCUCAUAUGGUCUAAGGAUUAAUGCUGAUGCAAAUGCAACUGGAAUGGCCAAACAAAGCAACUAUGAGCUGGUAUGCUGCUCUGGUCAUGGGAAAAAUGGUGCUCUUUGUGUUCUUCGGCAGUCAAUUCGCCCAGAAAUGAUUACAGAGGUUGACCUUCCUGGUUGUAGAGGAAUUUGGACUGUUUACCAUAAAAAUGCACGUGGCCAUAAUGUUGAUACAUCUAGAAUGGCUGCAGUUGACGAUGAGUAUCAUGCAUAUUUGAUCAUAAGUAUGGAGGCUCGCACAAUGGUACUUGAAACUGCUGAUCAUUUGACAGAAGUCACUGAAAGUGUGGACUAUUUCGUACAAGGAAGGACAAUUGCUGCAGGCAAUCUGUUUGGAAGGCGUAGAGUUGUUCAGGUCUUUGAACGUGGUGCUCGAAUUCUAGAUGGUUCUUUUAUGACUCAAAAUUUAAGCUUUGGGUCUUCAAACUCUGAAUCUGGUUCUGGUUCUGAGAGUUCCACAGUUUUGUCUGUUUCUAUUGCUGAUCCAUAUGUGUUAAUAAGAAUGACUGAUGGAAGUAUUCGGCUUCUCAUUGGAGAUCCUUCUACUUGCAUGGUUUCCACAAAUACUCCAUCUGCCUUUGAAAACUCCAGGAAAUCAGUAUCUGCCUGCACUCUGUAUCAUGAUAAAGGACCAGAGCCUUGGCUGCGGAAGGCAAGUACUGAUGCAUGGCUUUCUACUGGUAUUAGUGAGGCCAUAGACGGUGCUGAUGGUGGCCCACACGAUCAGGGAGACAUAUAUUGUAUUGUUUGUUAUGAAACUGGUGCACUCGAAAUAUUUGAUGUGCCAAAUUUCAAUUCUGUGUUCUCUGUUGAUAAAUUUGUGUCUGGAAAAACCCAUCUUGUUGAUACCUAUGUGCGGGAACCAGCCACAGAUUCACUGGGUAUGUUUAACAAAACUUCUGAAGAAGUGGCUGGCCUAGGCAAGAAAGAAAGUACUCACAACAUGAAGGUUGUGGAGUUAGCUAUGCAGAUGUGGUCUGGACAUCAUAGUUGCCCUUUCCUUGUUGGAAUAUUGACUGAUGGGACGAUACUCUGUUACCAUGCCUACCUUUUUGAAGUUCCAGAUGGGACUUCUAAAAUAGAGGAUUCUGUUUCUGCACAAAAUUCUGUUGGCCCAGGCAUUGUUAGUUCUUCAAGGCUUAGAAAUUUACGAUUUGUUCGUGUACCGUUGGAUAGUUACACAAGGGAGGAAACAUCAAGUGAGACCUCAUGCCAAAGGAUUACCAUCUUCAAGAAUAUCAGUGGUUAUCAAGGGUUUUUCCUUUCUGGAUCAAGACCAGCUUGGUUUAUGGUGUUUAGAGAGCGAAUGCGAGUUCAUCCACAGUUAUGUGAUGGUUCAAUUGUUGCCUUCACUGUUCUUCACAAUGUGAACUGCAAUCACGGACUCAUUUAUGUUACUUCCCAGGGUAAUUUGAAGAUUUGUCAAUUGCCAUCCGUAACAAGUUAUGACAAUUAUUGGCCAGUUCAAAAGGUACCACUGAAGGGAACUCCACAUCAAGUGACCUAUUUUGCAGAGAAGAACUUAUACCCGCUUAUAGUUUCUGUUCCUGUUCAGAAGCCGGUGAAUCAAGUUCUUUCGUCACUGGUUGAUCAAGAAGUUGGCCACCAGAUUGAGAAUCAUAAUUUAAGUCCUGAUGAACUGCAUCAAACUUAUAAUGUAGAAGAAUUUGAGGUUCGGAUCUUGGAACCAGAGAGACCUGGUGGCCCUUGGCAAACUAAGGCUACAAUUCCAAUGCAAAGUUCUGAAAAUGCACUUACUGUUCGAGUGGUUACACUUUUUAAUACAACUACAAAAGAGAAUGAAACACUUUUAGCCAUUGGGACCGCUUAUCUGCAAGGGGAGGAUGUUGCAGCAAGAGGGCGUGUGCUUCUGUUUUCUGUGGUGAAAAAUCCAGAUAAUUCUCAAGUUUUGGUUUCAGAAGUCUAUUCUAAAGAAUUGAAAGGUGCUAUAUCUGCUUUGGCCUCGCUACAAGGUCAUCUGUUGAUAGCUUCUGGUCCUAAAAUUAUUUUACACAAGUGGACUGGUACAGAGUUGAAUGGUGUUGCUUUUUAUGAUGCUCCACCAUUAUAUGUUGUAAGCUUAAAUAUCGUCAAGAAUUUUAUCCUAUUGGGUGAUAUUCACAAAAGCAUAUACUUUCUUAGUUGGAAGGAGCAGGGGGCUCAACUUAGCUUAUUGGCAAAGGAUUUUGGUUCACUUGAUUGUUUUGCAACAGAGUUUUUGAUUGAUGGAAGUACACUUAGCCUUGUGGUUUCAGAUGAACAAAAGAACAUUCAGAUAUUCUAUUAUGCACCAAAAAUGUCCGAGAGCUGGAAAGGACAGAAACUGCUUUCAAGGGCUGAAUUUCAUGUUGGUGCCCAUGUGACUAAGUUCAUACGGUUGCAAAUGCUUUCUACAUCUGAUCGAAGUGGAACUGCUCCUGGCUCUGAUAAGACCAAUCGCUUUGCUUUAUUGUUUAUUACUCUCGAUGGCAGCAUUGGUUGUUUGGCCCCUCUUGACGAGCUCACAUUUCGUAGGUUGCAGUCACUACAGAAAAAACUGAUCGAUGCUGUUCCCCAUGUUGCUGGCUUAAAUCCAAGAUCAUUCCGCCAGUUUCAGGCAGAUGGAAGGGUUCACCGACCUGGCCCUGAAAGCAUAGUAGAUUGUGAGCUGCUUUCUCAUUAUGAGAUGCUUCCAUUGGAGGAACAACUUGAGAUUGCUCAGCAGGUCGGAACAACCCGUGCACAAAUUUUAUCGAAUUUGAAUGAUCUUUCUUUGGGGACAAGUUUUUUGUGAAUCCAGCUGAUCCAGAAGCAAUUCAUUGGAAGAUUAAUCAAGGCCUGAAUCAUUUUUUAUAAGGGCCGUUAUUUGAUGCUCUUGUGCCGCCAGGUGCAAUUCAUUACUUUAGUAAAAAGCUGCGUUGGGGUCCCCGUUGAAGAUCCUUGCGAGGACCAAUACUGAAUACUGGAUAACGGCUUUCAAGUAAUUGUUGUAUAUGUUGUUCUGCGAAAAGGGUCGACUGAAACAGCUGUGUUGAGAGCCUUUUAGCUUCUCAAGUAUCAAAAGAAAGAUAAGCUGCCCUAAUGUUGUUUACAUUUAGUAGGCUAGAUUUCUCUGUCCUGCUCUUUUGAGAAAGCGAUUUCAUGUAUUGGAAACUUCAAAAUUUUCUUGGAAGCUAUUUAUCGUAUAUAUAUGUGCAUAUAGCACAACCCAAAGGUCAACA
Hevea brasiliensis (rubber tree) is the source of this 5090-nucleotide messenger RNA. RefSeq names its product cleavage and polyadenylation specificity factor subunit 1. NCBI's taxonomy places the organism in Eukaryota, Viridiplantae, Streptophyta, Magnoliopsida, Malpighiales, Euphorbiaceae. The coding region runs from base 293 to 4663 and encodes 1456 amino acids. The transcript has 26 exons. The record is from RefSeq and is a predicted model, not a curated record. Gene Ontology annotation, molecular function: nucleic acid binding; protein binding. Gene Ontology annotation, cellular component: nucleus.